AUGAUGUCCCUUCCGUCCAUACUUCCGUCCAAACCAGCAAUACAAGACACUACAAGUACCGUUGAUGAAAUAAAGCAGCAACUCGGGAGGGCUACCAACCCAGAAGCCACGCCCAUCUUCAUAUGUGCACUUGAUGAGUGCUACCGUCUGCUACCGUCACAGAAAGCGCUUAUGAUGCAUCGGAAGAAGGACCACCAGACAGAGGACGACGGAUGGAUGAUCACUUGGAACGGAGCAACGGGAGGCAGUGGAGGUGAAAAAGUGAAAGAGGAGGUUGAGUAG
Messenger RNA from Psilocybe cubensis, 282 nucleotides. RefSeq lists its product as uncharacterized. Lineage: Eukaryota; Fungi; Basidiomycota; Agaricomycetes; Agaricales; Agrocybaceae. The transcript is spliced from 4 exons. Bases 1 to 282 code for a protein of 93 amino acids. The record is from RefSeq and is a predicted model, not a curated record.